Messenger RNA from Salvia hispanica, 1135 nucleotides. The record is from RefSeq and is a predicted model, not a curated record. Lineage: Eukaryota; Viridiplantae; Streptophyta; Magnoliopsida; Lamiales; Lamiaceae.
CCAUUCUCUUCAACAUCAAACAAUGUCGCCACCACUCCUCCUCCUCUUACUCCUCCCUUUCCUCGUCCUCGUCCAAUCCCGCCCCAACACGCAGCAGCCGCCGCCGCAGUUGAAAUUAGACUUCUACGCGAAGACGUGCCCCAACUUCGGCAAGAUCAUCCAAGAUGUGAUCACCAACAAGCAGAUGGCCGUCCCCUCGUCCGCGGCCGGCGUCCUCCGCCUCUUCUUCCACGACUGCGUGGUGGGCGGGUGCGACGCCUCCCUCUUCCUCAUCUCCCCCUCCGCCUCGCACGCCUCCGAGCGCGACCACGACAUCAACCACUCCCUCCCGGGCGACGCCUUCGACGUGGUCAUCCGCGCCAAGACCCGGCUCGAGGUGGAGUGCCCCGGCGUGGCGUCCUGCGCCGACAUCCUGGCGGAGGCCACCCGCGGGCUCAUCAGCAUGGUCGGCGGGCCCUUCUACCCCGUCCUCCUGGGGCGGCGCGACAGCCGCGAGGCGCACGCCAACGACGUGGAGGGCCACAUCGCCCGCCCCAACAUGAGCGUCACGCAGAUCAUCAACAUCUUCGGCGCCAAGGGAUUCUCCGUGCAGGAGAUGGUGACGCUCUCCGGGGCCCACACCAUCGGCUUCUCCCACUGCUCCGAGUUCGCCUCCCGCAUCUUCAACUUCAGCGCCACGCAGGACCACGACCCCUCCAUGAACCCCGCCUACGUGGAAGGCCUCCGCAAGCUCUGCGCCGGAUACAGGAAGGACCCCACCUUGGCCGCCUUCAACGACCCCAUGACGGCUGGGAAGUUCGACAAUGCGUAUUUUGUGAAUCUGCAGAAUGGGUUUGGUCUGCUGGCCAGCGAUCAGAUCCUCGCGUCGGAUCCACGAACGAAGCCCAUCGUGGAUAUGUACGCCAAGGAUGGCACCAAAUUCUUCAAGGAUUUCGGCAAGGCUAUGGAGAAGGUGGGCAUGCUGGAUGUCAAGACUGGGGAUCAGGGGGAGGUCAGGAAGAGGUGUGACACUCCAAAUUGAUUUUUUUUCAUUUCUUGCAGUUUCAAUAUAUGUAUAAACAUGAUGAAAAACCAAAUAUCUGUACAAACCAUACGUACUUAAGACAACCUAAAUAUGUACACUUCACACGGCAAU